CCAUUGCGGCAGGCAUGCUGGAAGCACAAACGCCGGCAGAUAUGCCGUUGCCCACACCCAAGCCCUCCAGACCUAAAGCAAUUGGUCCCACUAAGAGACGCAAGGUCACGCCAGCAGUAGUACCUGAAAUACUUCGAAAGCUACGACCUGCGACUGCUACCACAACACAUCAGAGCCCGUAUGAUGAUACGCUUUCCGCUAGCACAACGCUCGGUUACCUGCAGCCCCAAAUGGCAGUGUGCAAUCCAACCGUCGUUGAGCUGCCUCCAACGCGCGAUGAGCUACCUCAGCCCAUCGUCAGCAAGUACGAAGAUUACAAGUGGUCAGUGUACCAUUACGAACUUUUGCCAAAAGGCUACGACUUCGCGGAGCGUUGGCUCCAGGCGCUUUUCGCAACUACGCUGCAAUCCGAAUAUCACGACCGCCACCUCUCUCAUGUAUCACAGGGUUUCAUCAAGGAUGGCGGCCGCCACUCCCUGCUCGUCCUUCACAACGCAGCAAACCCAUUUAAACACGAACCUACUCCAGACUCAACGAUCACCAUCGGUGCAUAUGGAUACCACUGGUACCGGCACAAUGAGAUCCACUGGACGACGUUGGCUUCCGACCAGCGAUCGCUCCUAGCCCAGUGCGUUCAGGCAGGAUUCCUUGAGGAGAAGCACAAGUGGACUUUCGACGCGGAAAAAGCUACGGAGAAGCGCUUUCACCGAGCAUACUGGCUGGCGGCAAACAGGCGAGAUCUGAAGGAUCUGCUAAACCGUGGCCCGUCGGACGACAAGCCGCAUGACCUGAGCGGUGAUAAGAGUGAGGAAGAUCCGGACAAGGAUUUCAGCAUCAGCGAGGCUGAUCUGACCAACGAGUGGCAUGUCACAGGCUCUGAAGCUGCGGCAGCCUGGCAGAGGGUGCAGGAUGAAGUUGAUGCGUUGGGCGACGGUUUCGAUGCGUAUGGAGAGGGCUGGCAGCACGUGGUGACCAGCAACUCUGAGUGGUCAUUUUCGCGAUGACAUUGCUCGUGUGGCGUUGGGUAAGGGUAUCAUCUGGGUGCGUAUGUUCGUUGUGAUGGAGGUCAG
This is a messenger RNA of Macroventuria anomochaeta, 1070 nucleotides long. RefSeq lists its product as uncharacterized. NCBI's taxonomy places the organism in Eukaryota, Fungi, Ascomycota, Dothideomycetes, Pleosporales, Didymellaceae. Bases 15 to 1004 code for a protein of 329 amino acids. The record is from RefSeq and is a predicted model, not a curated record. The transcript has a single exon.